Messenger RNA from Amphibalanus amphitrite, 3516 nucleotides. RefSeq names its product ankyrin repeat and protein kinase domain-containing protein 1-like. Gene Ontology annotation, molecular function: protein binding. The transcript has 5 exons. The record is from RefSeq and is a predicted model, not a curated record. NCBI's taxonomy places the organism in Eukaryota, Metazoa, Arthropoda, Thecostraca, Balanomorpha, Balanidae. The coding region runs from base 349 to 1323 and encodes 324 amino acids.
AUGCAACUAUCAACCAAACAGCCGUAUGAUAGUAUCUAUGAGCCGCUCGUUUGACUGCUCUUAAACAGAAAUCUAAGUCAAAUUGUACGAAAAUAUUGCAUAAAAAAUCAGAAAGGGUGCCGGCAAGGGAUAGUUUCUAUAUAGGGCGUUGGGGAUAGUUAUUGUUGUGGUGUGUGUUAUGUGGUGGACAUUUCUUUCGGUAUUUUAAGCUUACUGAAACGAAUAUAUUGCUAUUUGAAUUUUUUUCUUCCAUUUUGUCAUUUACGAAGUCUCAGAAGUCAGAAUCACGGUGUGUGUUGGUGUGUGUGGCUUUGGCUUAGCUCAGUCGACAGAGUCAGAGCUUGAGCGAUGUUUGAACAAGCCAGGAACGCGGUACGGCUAGAAAACUACCCAGUUCACUUAGCCUGCAGGGAUGGCGAUAUUCAAAGCCUGACUAAAUUUGUUGGAUUACGGCAAGAUAAAAGUGUGCUUGUACAGGAAGAUAACUUUUAUUACUGGACGCCACUUCAUUUUGCCAGCUUUUUUGGACAGCUGCCCGCCGUUAUUGUGCUGCGGGAGGCGGGUGUCAGCGUGGAUCUCACCACAGCCAAGUUUCAGCAGACGGCCGCCCACAUUGCAGCCUUUUCUGGCGCUGACCACUGUCUCAAGUACCUGGUGCACUUUGGAUGCAAUGUCAAUAAACAGGACUACCUCGGCGAGACGCCGCUGCACAAAGCGGCACGCUCCGGGUCGGUGGCGUGCGGACGGGUGCUGGCGGCGGACGGCCGCGCGCUGCCGCACCUGCUCAACACCAGUGGACAGACGGCGGCCGCGCUGGCGGCUGCCUGCGGGCACUCUGAGAUGGCCGCCUGCCUGAGCGAGUACGAGAGCAGCUGCGGACACCCGCGCACGGAUGGCGCCACCGCUGUGUCGCACUAUGUCCAGUUGGCGCCACCGGCGUCCUGCUCCGCCCAGCCGGCCCUGAACGGCGGUCUGGUACCGGAGCAGGCUACCGCCGGCGGACCGUGGUGCUACCAGCCGCCGCCCCACGCAGACGCCGCGGAGGGGAUGGAGAUGGAGGUCUCGGCCGGCGAGCCGGGCCGCUUCACCAUCCGACACGAGCCGUGCGCGGGACACCAGGUGUUCCGUGUCAGUGUCGGCGAGCAGAGCAGCGGGGAGAUAACAAACGGCUGGCAUGGCAACGGCGAUAUCGCCGGCGGCUGCGUGAACGGGUUCGGCAAGAGGAGCUGCGAACAGGCGGCCCCGGAGGAUAUCAAGAGAAGGCGGCUCAUAGAGCACGCGGCAGGGGACAACACGAUGAGGGCCGGCGGACAGUGGGCCUAGUUCGGCGGUCAGCCGCCAGAGGCGCCACGCUCGCGGCUGGUUCCUGCUGCGUCCGUCCGCGGCGCCACCGUCGCGGGCGUGCUGCAGAUUCUCUGAACAGAUGACAUCCACAGCGGGGGCGAACAGGCUGGACAAAGACUGUGUUCUAGGGUAAGAAGCUACGUUCAUUUUUUGCUAGUGCAGCUUGUUUUAUUUUCGUUCUUUCUCCUCUGUGAGGAGCGGUAUGCGAUUCGAUUGUUGCGCGGUAGGCCGCCGUGAUCGCAGAUCUGCCGUCUGGGUUGUGCUGCGGCAGCGAGGGAUCAGAAAGUGUGAUUGCUGGACGGCUAGUUGGUGAUUCGCCGACCGAUAAGCCAACCUCGUGUCAUCAACGAUAGUUCAAAGCUUGCAGUAAUACGCAGUGCGUACGAAAGCAAAAAUGUACUUGUCAAGUUUCUAGAAUAGUUUUAGAACACUGCCCAUCAGUAUGAUAGAGAGCAGGUGACAAGCAGUUCAAAUGUAUGUUUUUAAAGUAGCGGUAGGCUCGUUUGAUUUUUUUUUUUUUGCUCCAUCAUGGAGUCUGUUCUGUACUUACCACCCAAUAACCGUUGUGUGCACCUAGGAAGUGGAACAAUUCAAUCACUGUGACUACAUUUUUAAAGACGGACCGGUUACGAAACCGCUACCUACCUGUCGAUGACAGUAGAUGACGCUUCUGUAGUGCAGACUCCCGCACCAGUAGUUCCCAGAUGCUGUCCCAGUCAAUUCCAAGUGCUUGUUGGGAAUGAUGUCCGGUGCAUUCUGCCUUGCGUAGUCCAGUGAGCUUUGUGUAGUGUAGCUUGCCGUAGAAGCUAGACAAUGUGCACUCUUGAUUCAUGUGGCGAUGUCUGUGUUCAUUGUACAGUUGACUAAAGAAUGCUGCUCGGUUCCUCCCAGACAAUAAGCUGACUGGAAUGGUAGACUGUGCCGCAUCACGCAGACUGAGUGAUGAAGGCUGUCCCCGUGGUCUUGCGCUCACUAAAGAAACGCUUGAUUGCGUUAUACGCGCAACAACCUAGCGUUCCAGCCAACUCCUAGCUAGUGAGGGGUAGAACAUCAUUCUGUAUUCAACUGUACGUUCUUUGGGGGUUAAUGUACAAAACCUUUCAGCGUCACACACUGGGCACCGGUGCCCUUCAGGCCGACAUCCCCCUGCUCUUGGCGUCCCGGGUUUGUGAACCAUGUGAACAGGGCCGGGGGGUGAUCUGUAGUGGCUCUUGUGACCCCAAAAACGCUACAUGACUGACGGGAGAUCCAGUUACGCCCGUUUCUAAUCUUUUGUCCAUGACCGCUCUUCACAUGACCAAAUAUGAGGUGGCAGCUUUGCGUAUCAUUCAAAAUGGCAGCCAAUAAUCCACGAGAUACAACCCAAGUCUCCCUCGUUUUGGUUCUGUUGCUGCCGUCGGGACACCCUUGAAACCAAUCAUAACCAUCAUCAACACUCACCUUCCAUAGUCGCUUGUCUAACCGAGCACUCAGUACAGUUCUGGCAUGACCACCUAUAGUAAUCACAUUUGAAUAAAAAAUGCACGACCGAGUACAAUUAACCAUUAAGUAGAGUGGAUAAUGGUAAAAAGACACACGCACCAUGAUUGACCACUUCCUGUCCUGACUCUAGUACUGUUUUCGUCCAAAACUCAACCGUUCAAAGACACUCAUGGUCGGAUGAACUGUGAUAGUCGUCACAGAUACUUCAGCAAAGUACGAGUAUGCGUGCAUACUGCAUAUCCUACGGAUUUGCGGCUAAUACUUCAUACGAAAUCAAUCUAUCAAUCUGCAAUGCGCACUCACUUGCUGAUGUGUCCACAGUAAUCUUUGUAUAACAUUUGUGGAGGUUUUUAUGAGGUGUAGCGGACCGAUUGUGUUACCUGUUUAGUGUUCAGUUAUCAUGAUUGACCUCUUCCUGCUCAUUUAAAGUGUUUGUGUUAUAUUCGAACUGCUGUAUGACAAUACUUAAUUUUGUUUACACGAAGAAUCAACCAUUCCGUAUAUGCUAGUCCUGUUUUAGACCAACUAAGAACUACUACGCUUGUUGUUUUCUGUAGUUUUUUUUUGUCUCAUGAGGCGCAUCUUCGUGUAGAGCCGCCCGCCCGUGUUAUCUCUGCAUAUGUAUUUAGUGAUUGCUGAGAUUUGACAGUAUAAACAAAUGUCCGAGAAUAAACGAACAUUUCAAUCAUC